Messenger RNA from Drosophila virilis, 626 nucleotides. RefSeq names its product Acylphosphatase 2 (gene Acyp2). Gene Ontology annotation, molecular function: acylphosphatase activity. The record is from RefSeq and is a predicted model, not a curated record. NCBI's taxonomy places the organism in Eukaryota, Metazoa, Arthropoda, Insecta, Diptera, Drosophilidae.
UUGAGCAAAUGGGACUAGCUGGCAACUCUGUUAGUCGGUCGUUAUGGUGUUUUCAUAUAAAUCAGAUUUAGUUCUCAAAGUAAAUACAAUAUUAAUUGUGCUCGCAAUAUCCUCUAAAGUUACUGGAUAUAAAAACACUUCACUCACAAUGGAACCAAUAUACUGGUGCAAAUUUGAGGUAUUUGGAAAAGUGCAAGGCGUCUUCUUUCGCAAGUACACGGAGAAGCAGGCCAACAUACUGGGAGUGCGCGGUUGGUGCAAGAAUACGAAAGAUGGCACUGUGAAGGGUGAAUUGGAGGGACCGUUGGGACCGCUAAACGAAAUGAAACACUGGCUGCAGACCGAAGGUAGUCCCUGCUCAAAGAUUGAAAAGGUCAUAUUUUCACAAACCAUAGAAAGUGACAGCUACCGCUUCAAUGGGUUCGUUAUAAGAGAUUAGACGGGUCCAUGUGGAAAUUGUUGCAACGUCCAAAUUUAGAAGCCCGAUAACCACAACGCAGCCCAAAUGAUUCGCGUCAUUUGUUCUAUGAAUUAGUAGCUUACAAAUUACCUAAUGUUGGAAAAAAUUUAAAGCUUCCUAGGUUUACUAAAAUAACUUAUAGUUCCUCACGUCCAGUCUACAUACA